Mesitornis unicolor (brown roatelo) is the source of this 3386-nucleotide messenger RNA. RefSeq names its product protocadherin gamma-C5-like. The transcript is spliced from 4 exons. Gene Ontology annotation, biological process: homophilic cell-cell adhesion. Gene Ontology annotation, cellular component: plasma membrane. The annotation marks the transcript as partial. The record is from RefSeq and is a predicted model, not a curated record. Gene Ontology annotation, molecular function: calcium ion binding. Lineage: Eukaryota; Metazoa; Chordata; Aves; Mesitornithiformes; Mesitornithidae.
AGCGCCCAGCUCCACUACUCCGUGCCCGAGGACCGAGAGCCGGGCUUCUCAGUGGGCGACCUGGCCAAGGACCUGGGGGUGGAGGUGCGGAGUUUGGCUGCCCGCAACCUGCGCCUGGUGAGCGAGGGUGGGCAGCGGCACUUCCAAGUGAACCUGGCAGCCGGUGUGCUGCUCCUCGAUAGCAGGCUGGACCGGGAAGCACUGUGUGGGCAGAGCCCCACGUGCUCCCUGCACCUCCAACUCGUCAUGGAGAAUCCCCUCCAGCUCCACCGCAUUGAGGUGGACGUCCUCGAUGUGAAUGACAACGCGCCCAAGUUCCCCAAGCCAGAGGUGGUCUUGGAGAUCACUGAGGUAGCCAACCCUGGGACUCGGCUACCCUUGGAGGUAGCAGAAGACCCGGAUAUGGGCUCCAACUCCAUCUCCACCUAUGAGCUCAGCCCAAGUGAGCAUUUUGCCCUGAGUAUCAACGUGAGAGGAGAUGGCGUUAAAAUGCCAGAGAUUGUGCUUCAAAAAGCACUGGAUAGAGAGAAAGUGGCUGUUCAUCACCUAACGCUGACAGCCCUGGAUGGAGGAAAUCCAGUGAAAUCCGGCACUGCUAAGGUUACCAUCCAUGUCCUGGAUGCAAAUGACAACCCUCCUGUCUGCGACCCACCCAUAUCCACAGUACAUCUGGAGGAGAACAUGCCAGUGGGCACUCUGGUCACCAAAUUGAAUGUCACCGACCUGGAUGAAGGUCCCAACGGGGAUGUGGAAUAUUCUUUCAAAACUAGCAAUAAUGCACCUGGUAAAUUCACCAAGCUGUUCUCCUUAGAUCCCCAGACAGGAGAGAUCAGGACCAAAGGCCUGCUGGAUUAUGAGGAAUCCAGUGCUUACGAGAUUGCGGUUCGAGCCAGGGACAAGGGAUCCCCAGCCAUGGAAGGACACUGUCACCUGCGAGUGGAAUUAAUUGAUAUCAACGAUAACAGCCCAGAGAUAGUGCUGACCUCUCUCUCCAGCCCGGUGCAGGAGGACGCAACCCCAGGCACUGUGAUUGCCCUCAUUGGUGUGAAGGACAGUGAUUCUGGUGACAAUGGGCAGGUCCGUCUGCAGAUAGCAAAAGAGCUUCCAUUUAAACUUGUGUCAUCUUUUAAAGAGCAUUUCUCACUGGUCACAAAUGGUCCCCUUGAUCGGGAGAAGGCCAGUGGAUACAACAUCACAGUGAGAGCUGUGGAUUCAGGGUCCCCACAGAGGGCCACGCAAAAAACAUUUUACCUCCGAAUUGCUGAUGUGAAUGAUAAUGCGCCAAAUUUUUCCAGCCCUUUUGAUACAGCUCAUGUUCAGGAAAACUCCCUUCCUGGAACUUCUGUUUUUUCAGUGUCAGCGUCUGAUCCCGAUGAGGGUAGCAAUGCCAAGCUAUCUUACUCCAUCCUGCACAGUGGGAUGCAGGAUGUACCCAUCUCAACCUACUUCCGAAUAGACCAGGAUAAUGGCACCAUCUACACUGUGAGAGCUCUGGACUAUGAGCAGGAUAAGGUGUUCCAGGUGCCCGUGGAGGUGAAAGAUGCUGGGUCUCCUGUGCUGAGUAGUACUGCUGUGGUCCACGUGUUCGUCCUGGAUGAGAAUGACAAUGCACCCACCAUUGUCUACCCAUCCGUCCCUAAGGGCUCUGCCUUCCACCAGACCAUCCCGGUCUUGGCAGAACCUGGCUAUCUGGUCACCAAAAUUGUAGCUGUUGAUGCCGAUAGUGGCCAUAAUGCCUGGCUGUCCUACCAGCUGCAGGAGACUGCUGAGGCUUUGCCUUUCCAAGUGGAACGCCGCUCUGGAGAGAUAAGGGUUGCACAGGCUCUCAGGGAGUCAGAAGAUCCCCACAGGCUGGUGGUUGAAGUGAGGGACAAUGGGACACCAUCCCUCUCAGCCUCAGUGGUAAUACUGAUUUCUCCAGAGGAAAAUAGCGUGCAGGACUUUGCCAAGUCCUUGGACCUCCCCAAAUCUUCUCCCAAGGAUACCAACCUAACCCUUUACCUCAUCAUCUCCUUGGUGUCCAUUUCCCUCGUGUCCUGUGUGAUGUUUGCUGUGGUGGCUGCCCGAUGUCUCAGAGCUGGUGCUGGCAGCUGGACCUUUGCAGGUUGCUGCCGAGGGACUGGCCGCAAGCCUGCCUCACAUUUCCGUGGGCAGAUGAAGCCAGAUGGUUUCAUCAAGUACCUGGAUGUGGGAGGAGCGGGCUUGACCUCCCAGGCACAGAAUUACACCUCGUGUUUCUCACCUAUGUCUGACCAGAGCGAUUUCCUCUUUGUAAAACCUUUCAGCCAUUCUAGCACUGCGGAGACUGUGGCUGCCUAUGAGCAGGUGACCAGCACCUUAGCGAGUCCCUGCGAUGGGAACACGCUGAUAUUCCUGACUGAAAUAAUCCAGGAUCAGUUCGCUUUCAUUUUCAAAGGCAAGAAUGGAGGUAUUAAAACUCUUCUAUUUUCUCUGCAGCAAGCUCAACCUAACACAGACUGGCGCUUCUCUCAGACCCAGAGACCUGGAACGAGUGGCUCCCAGAAUGGACAAGAAGAAGGUGGAGCCUGGCCGAACAACCAGUUUGACACAGAGAUGCUCCAAGCCAUGAUCCUGGCUUCAGCAAACGAAGCUGCUGAUCCCAACUCGACCCUGGGCGGUGGAACGGGCACCAUGGGUCUGAGUGCCCGCUACGGCCCCCAGUUCACCCUGCAACAUGUCCCUGAUUACCGGCAGAACGUCUACAUCCCGGGCAGCACCGCCACCCUCACCAACGCCGCCGGCAAGCGCGAUGCCAAGAACGCCGGCUCCUCGGGAGGCAACAAGAAGAAAUCCGGGAAGAAAGAGAAGAAGUAGAGAAGAAGAAGGAGACCUUAGAGCUACAGGGCAGCCGGCUCUAGCACUCCCCCAAACCACAGCCCAGGCCGGAGGACGAAUGUCGAUUUUUUUUUGUGAUGCAAAAGUAGGAAACGCUGCGAAUGUAUCUCCUCAUCAUCAGAGCUAGGAGCAGGCUCUCACUGCUGUUAGAUCUGAUGAUGAAAACCAAUCCGGAAGCUAAACCGAACACAAAUAAGUGCCCUGUGAAUACUUGCUAAUGUUUUAUACGAUCCCUCGGGUAUUUGAGUAUGCAAGGGCGGAAGGUCUUUUGCCACGUCUUUGGAUCCGAUUUGCUCCCAGAUAGUCCAAGAAAGGCACAAGGCUUGUGCUCGGCUUUGCCCUGUGUAAAUAAUUUCAACACGGAUCUUUUAAUUUAUAGACCUUCGAUCAUUUUUUUGGAAAGGAAAAAGAAAUUCCUAGCUUAAAGCCCAUGCUCCAGAUCUUUGCUCUUAAACUUUCCAUUAGUACAAUUCACGUUGAGUUAAUGAUAGCGAUGGAUUUGUUGGUAGGGAGUGCUUCAGUUCCUGCUU